UGAUCACAUGAUGGCAGACCUAGGAAUUCUUGUUUCAUUUGUGUGGUUAAUGCAGAGAAUGUAAUGGGCACAUGUAGAUUUAUAGAUGCUAAGUCCAAUUGGUCUGUGAUUUAUUUUUUUCACCUACACAUAGUCUCUUUAUCUUGUAUGGAAAGUUUCUAACAAGUUUAAUAUCUGUGGGAAUGUGAUAGUGCUCUUAUACAAUCCAGUUUACUUUUGCUAUUUUAAGAAGACUGCAAGAAAUCUACAGAAACAGGCAAGAAGAGAGACUCUAUCAAGUGAUAGAGUAAUGUAUCUGGAUAACAAAGAUGACAGUGCAAUAUCUAGAAAAUUAGAUAUGGAGCUGACACAGGCUUCAGUCCCUCACCACAUGGAUUUGCUUGGAGACAUGGCAGUGGAACCGAUUUCCAACAACUUCCGUGAGCUGAAGCUGCUGAAGGAAAUGAUGGCUGUUCAGGGAGAGCCACAAAAAACCUAUCCAAACAGCGUCCGUGAACCAGACUGUUGCAUUACACUGGGAAAAGAUUUCAAUCCACUGGCCUUUCAAGGGAGGUACCAUUUUAGUUUGCCCAAAUUUUUCAGCACAAGAUCUAAAGACAGCUGUUUUACAGAGAGAACACCUCUAUUGAAAGUUUCCUCUGAAGAAAAUGGGUUAAGAUGCAUGGCUGUUCAUAACACAGAUUUCACCACAGAUUAUGAUUCUUGGGAAAAUAGCUCUGCUGAAUUUGAGCAAGGAUUUCAGCCAGGAAGUGAAAUGACCAGCUUGUCCAGAUCUGCUUCCUCUUCAGAGAAAUGUGAAAUCUUGGACAGCUUUCAUGUCAAAUUCAAUUUAUCUAAAAUGAGGUGCUGUUUAAGAUUCCUUAAAGUUUCUGGCCUUUUUAUAUUUGUAGUUGUAUGCUCUAUUUUAUUUAGCAUUCAUCCUGAAAAUGGAAUGCCUUGGCAGAUGCUGGCAGUGUCACCUACAGAUAGCUACACUAUAAACUUUACGAAUGUUCUUGAUUCAGCCCUUCUAAAGGUAGAACUAGGAGGGCCAUUUGUAGCAGAUGUGGUUGACCGGCGACCGGAUGAAUUUAUUUUAGUUCAAAUUGGACAGGUAGAAGACUCUGGGACUAAAAGGAGACGUCAGCAGCAAAUCUUGUACAACUGGACCCUAUCUUUAAAUUCCAGAAAAAGUGAACAAAUUAUUAUGAGUAGAACCUUUGAGAUAUUAAACAGUAAAGAAAACUCCAUGAGUGUUCAGGCUUUUCUUCAGGAAUCAGAAAUUGUGCCCCUUUCCAUGACAUAUCGAUAUCUUCGCGCAAAUGUAGAGACACAAGUCACGAUUGCUUCGGGCAUUUUAGCAGGUGUUUAUGUACUGAUCAUAUUUGAGAUUGUUCACCGAACUUUAGCUGCAAUGCUGGGUUCCCUGGCUGCCUUAGCUGCACUGGCUGUAAUUGGAGAUAAGCCAAGCCUCGUCAAAGUAGUGGAGUGGAUUGAUUUUGAAACUCUGGCGUUACUUUUUGGAAUGAUGCUUUUAGUUGCCAUCUUUUCAGAAACUGGAUUUUUUGAUUACUGUGCAGUCAAGGCUUACAGGCUGUCUCGAGGCAAUGUAUGGGCUAUGAUUAUUAUUCUUUGUCUGAUUGCUGCAAUUCUCUCAGCCUUUUUGGACAAUGUUACCACCAUGCUUCUCUUUACUCCAGUAACCAUAAGGUUAUGUGAGGUGCUUAAUCUUGACCCCAGGCAUGUCCUGAUUGCAGAAGUAAUCUUCACAAACAUUGGAGGUGCUUCCACAGCUGUUGGAGAUCCACCAAAUGUGAUUAUUGUUUCUAAACAGGAGUUGAGGAAGGCGGGACUGGACUUUGCAGCAUUUACAGGACACAUGUUUGUUGGAAUAUGUCUUGUGCUUCUGGUCUCCUUUCCUUUCCUGCGGCUUCUCUACUGGAACAAAAAACUUUACAACAAAGAGCCAAGUGAAAUUGUUGAACUGAAACAUGAAAUCCAUGUAUGGAGACUAACAGCACAGCGAAUUAACCCUGCCAGCAGAGAAGAAACUGCUGUUAAGUGCCUUUUAAUGCAAAAAGUUCUCGCUCUAGAUAUCUUGCUGAGGAAAAAACUGACAACAUUUCAUAGACAAAUAUCACAAGAAGAUAAAAACUGGGAAACAAACAUCCAGGAGUUGCAAAAGAAGCACAGAAUAACUGACAAGAUGCUUCUCAUCAAAUGCCUGACUGUUUUGGGAUUUGUUAUUCUCAUGUUCUUUCUCAAUUCAUUUGUUCCAGGAAUUCACUUGGAUCUUGGGUGGAUUGCUAUGUUGGGAGCUGUAUGGCUUCUCGUAUUAGCCAACAUCCAUGAUUUUGAGAUGAUUCUGAACAGAGUGGAAUGGGCAACACUCCUUUUUUUUGCUGCAUUGUUUGUUUUAAUGGAGGCUUUGGCACACCUUCACCUAAUAGAAUAUAUAGGAGAACAGACUGCUUUGUUAAUCAAGGUGGUGCCUGAGGACCAACGCUUGACAGUUGCUAUCAUUUUAGUACUCUGGGUCUCUGCUCUAGCAUCAUCUCUAAUUGACAAUAUUCCAUUCACUGCUACAAUGAUUCCUGUACUUCUCAACCUGAGUCAAGACCCUGAUGUUAACUUACCUGUGAAGCCCCUGGUCUUUUCAUUGGCCAUGGGUGCUUGUCUUGGAGGUAAUGGAACAUUGAUAGGAGCAUCUGCAAAUGUUGUCUGUGCGGGCAUUGCUGAGCAACACGGUUAUGGCUUCUCUUUCAUGGAAUUUUUCAGACUGGGCUUCCCAAUGAUGAUCAUGUCCUGUACUAUUGGGAUGUGCUAUCUCCUCAUUUCCCAUGUUGUAUUGGGUUGGACCUAAUAAUACAUUAAUAUCAUAUAUUCAGUAUAUGUGUAUAUUGAAGACCCAAAGAGACUUUCUUUUUAAUUCAUGCUGUACUUUCAAAAGCUGAAAAGCAAAAGAGCAAAGUGAAAAAACCUCACACAUUAUAAUCCCAGGCCAUCACACUUCUGUUUCAAGUAUGGAAAUACCACUGCCCACAUGAAUUUUUCUGCAUGGAAAAGGCAACCUUGUACAUUUCAGUGAAUGAAGAUGAUUCCCAUUUGGUCUAGAAUCUCACCCUCCUAAAAUUAAAUAGAGACCAUUGUGAAUGGAAGAAAAUAUAUGUUCAUUAUGUGGUUGUAUAUGGAACUCUGGAUCAAUGCAACUGGCAACCAAAAGGCCAUGAAACACAUGAUCAAAAAGGAUAACAUGGUAGUUUUUGCUGAAUGUUUGUGAUUUUAGAGUUCAUAGGAAAACUGCAAUGUUACUGAUCUACAAAAAGAAAACAAUCAUGGCAUGGUUAAAAACCAGCCUAAAUGCUUUCCUUACUUUUGUGUGUGCAAAAUACAGCUUUUUUAAAAUAUGGGAAGUAUUCAAAUUUGAUUGCUAACCUGCAGUAUGAACAGACAAAUGUUUUAUCAUGAUUCUCAUGGUUCAGCUGUUACCAAUAUCCUUUGUGGCUUUGUUGUUACGUUCGUCCCUAGCUAAGUGGUUUGAUUUGAAAACCUUGAUGAGGUCUGAGCACAUGCUCUCCAGGUGUGGUAUUCAGUUAAAAAAUAUUGAUUGGAGGGCUUCUUCAAACAAGCCUUUUUCCAUUAUUUUACUAUUUACUGCUGUUUCAAGUGAGCCCUCCUUUCUGCAGCUUUCGAUAAUUUUUUUUCCCAAUUUUUUCAAGUAAUUCCAACCAAUCAGGGACCAUGCACUGGAUAUUAUUCAGCCUACUGGAUGUUGACAUCACUAAUGGCAAAUGUAACACAUUUAGAGUAAGCACAAUACUUUGCAUAUACAUGGGAAUAUAAAAUCACGUAGGCAAUCACAGCCAUUCAGGGAUUACUCUAAAAAACAACCACUUUUCAUAGUCUGUUCUUAAUGAAAACUGCAAAUUAUUGUAAGAGAAAGGCCUCAUUCAGUUUUCACAGAUUGUAAAAUCUUAUAAUGUUCAGUCUUAAUUAUUAUGUAUAUAAACAUUAACUGAAACAUUAAUAUCACAAGGGACUGUAUUUUCUCCUGAAAUAAUGUACUGCUAUAAUCUGUAAAAUAGUCAUAGAUGAAAAUUCCACUUACAGAAGCAGAUGUUCAGUAGUCUCUCAUUAGAACUUCCUUUGUCAGUGCAGUUUAGCUAUUUAUAUUAAGGCAUCUGACAUGCAGCCCUGCUUGGUAUGGUAGAUAUGCAAAUAGCCAAGCUGUACUGUUUAUCAUGAAAUAUAUAUAUUAAAGGUAUUGAAAAUGGGAUUUGAAACAGAAACAAUCACCCCUUUUUAACUGACUCAUGGCUUUCUACAGAUAAGUAUUUUCACAGGAAGUAUUAUUCUGCACCAAGAGAGAUUUAUCUAAAUAAAACAUUUGGGAUAAUUAGCAUGACAGAUAAAUACCAGGGCUGUUUAGCUAGGACUUGUGUAGGGGUAUACAGUAUUUGCAGUAUUUUAGCUAGCUAUGCAUAUAUACUUGCAUUGGAGUUAUUAAUGACAAAAGAACAAAUCCUUCACUACUUCUGUGCAUGCCUUUGGAAAGAGAGAAUUACUCUCUGUGAUUGCAAUUACAGAACCCAGGAAGAACUAUGGAUGUUACAGAAUGAAUGUAUCUCAAAUUAAAAUGUGUGUUGCUAUCUCCUUUCCUGAUUAAUGCUAUUCAAUUAGUGCUUCAGUAGCUGCCAGUACCAAAGAGACAACUGUUUGUUCAGUUUAGAAUACAUUUUAUCUUCAUUUGAAAAAACCUAUAACACUAUAAAAUUUGCUCCUGCUGCAACUACGGUUCCUUCGUAUACGCACCUAAUACUUCAUUGGAUACUUCAUCCAGAAGCUUUUAAAAGCUAAGAGGAAAAUGAGCCGGUUUCCCCUAUCAGUAUGAGACCACAUAUGGAAACUUUGUGCUCAUGGAAGAUAAGGAACUAGCAGUUUUGUAUUGUUUUGUUUUAGCUAAUGAGGAUUAUACUUCUUUGGUUGUUAUAUGGUAAAAUAAACAUUUAAUAAUACUUCAA
This is a messenger RNA of Sphaerodactylus townsendi, 5000 nucleotides long. RefSeq names its product OCA2 melanosomal transmembrane protein (gene OCA2). The record is from RefSeq and is a predicted model, not a curated record. Gene Ontology annotation, cellular component: melanosome membrane. Bases 290 to 2842 code for a protein of 850 amino acids. The transcript is spliced from 24 exons. Gene Ontology annotation, biological process: transmembrane transport; melanocyte differentiation; melanin biosynthetic process. NCBI's taxonomy places the organism in Eukaryota, Metazoa, Chordata, Lepidosauria, Squamata, Sphaerodactylidae.